AACCCUAUCACAGUGUAUACCUACCUAGGUAUAAACAACGAGAAUGUGUUAUUCAUCAAAGGAUGUGUAUGUGGAUUCACAAUAAUAGACGUUUUGUGGACCCGGGCAACCCCUCAAUGCAGAUACAGUUCUGCAAUCAACUUUCAUUACUUGACUGUCAUCACAGUUGGUAUUUUAUUGGUGUUAUUUUAAAACAUGGAAUUUUUUAAGGAAUAUUAACUUCGAGUGUGGCAAGGACGUGGGUAGUAUCGUGUGUACAGAAGGACUACUCAAAGACAGGUAUGGCUUUCUGAGUAGACGUGAAGCUAAAGAAACAGUUAUUUUAUGGAUGAUACGUUACAAUCAAGCUUGCAUACGUUUAGGGAAGGACUUUAUAACACGUUGAACCUAAAGCCAUGGACAGGAUAUACUUUCAGUGGUGAUUUUGGAUACACAAUGUAUGGUAUAUUUGUACAUAAAUAUACCAUCACAUGGUACAGUAUUUGUGUGAAUUGAGACGAAAAUAGUUCAGAUUAAACAGUAAAUGGAACAGCUGUGAGAAGCUUAGCUGUAUCCAAAACAAUGGCAUACUGGGCAAUUCCUCGCCGUCAACGGUGAUCUAGUGACGUCAACAACGUAUUCCUACGUGGGACGGUUCGUAUGAACGUGGGCAGUUUGGUAGACGGGUCGGGCAACAAUCUGUGUGACCAUGUGAUCUGUGUGACCAUGUGAUAUGGGGUGCAAUCAAAGCGAUACGUCCUACACCGGGGGCCGGUCCCUCAGGCUCAUCAUGGCGGGGCUCGACGGCUCAGGUAAAACGACUAUUCUGUAUCAACUUCUGCAUCGAAACUUUUUCACCACCACCCAGACCCUUGGAUUUAACGUGGAGACAAUCCAGCAUCGUGGUGAUGAGCUCACCGUCUGGGACAUGGGCGGGCACAAGUCCAUCCGGGGACUGUGGAAACACUAUCUCUUCCAGGCCCAAGGUAUCAUUUUCGUGGUGGACAGCUCUAGUAGAGAGCGACUACCUGAGGCCAGGGACGUGCUACAAACUUUGCUAAGACAUAGAGAACUUGACCACGUGCCUGUUGUUAUACUAGCCAACAAGCGGGACAAACCUGAUGUGUUAACGGAAAGAGCAUUGCUUGAUGGACUCGGACUGUAUGACGUCACUGGUAGGCUAUGUACCAUACAAUGCACAUGCGCUGUGACGGGAGAUGGACUCAUGAAGGCAAUAGACAACAUCGUAAACUUUAGUAAACGAGCCCAAGAGAACUCUGCCAGUAAAUCAGCAUAGCAUCAGAAAUAUUGGCCCAAAUUCAAAAUAAACUUGUAACAGAUCCUGUGAGCGAAAACUGCAUAAACUAAUAGCAAUACUGGAACCAACAGGCAUGUGUAACACAGUUUUUAUUUGUCAAAUACAGUUUCAAGGUUUUUUAGAAAUCGGUUCUGUAUUCAUAUACAUAGGUGGAAGUAAGAAAUUCUUUUUUAACCUGCGAGAUGAACAAGGCCUGGCCUGAGGUUUCCCAGACGUUUUCCAUCCAAAUCAUUUGCAGUUAAUUUCAUUAACUUAUUCUUGUCUAGUAAUUAUCGUUAUUUUCCCUGAUUUUAUGAGAUUAUGUUAUAUUGAAUAUUGUUAUUAAGACAGAUUACUGUGUAGAAUUAAGUUCCGUAUUGCUGUUAUAUCUUCAUUAACACUUGAGUCAUUAUUACAACAGUUGGAGAGUACUCGUUCCUUGUGGUAUUACAUUCCGACCUGUGCACUUCUUUUCACGGGAAAGACGUACAUAUAAAAAAACAGUUCAACAUACAUUUCAUAAUGUACUGCUUUCCGAAAAAAAUUACAAGAAAUAUAAUUCAUACAUCAUUUAUUAUUUAAUUACCAAUAAACAGUUAUCUGAAAUAAAAAUAAGUUUUUGCUCAGCAUAUGGAUAUUUAACCUUAUCACCUGGAGGUGACACAGUGACGGUAGACUGUCGUGAUAUUGUAAUACACGACCUGUUGUGAUUACAAGAUGUGUCGGUGCUAUGUUGACAGAUAACAUAAUCAGUUGAUUAAUCUAUAAGGCAGCUUUGUGAGACGAUGAUUGUUGAAUUGUGUGAUGCCGAUGAAUGAAAGCAAAUGUGUACGUGGAUUGCCUGCCUGUGGACGUUACUACUACGUUAUAAUGAUGUUUCGAGGAAUUAUCAGUCCAAUCAGUCCGUUUAAACUAUAAGUGUUAGCUAUUGGUCAACAUGUUAAUAACAUGAAAUAUUGCUUUGUACAGUAUCUAUUGAAGGAAUGAUGGAAAUGUUAUAUUUGUGAUCACAUUCUAAGAGUUUAUAUUGUGCACAUGUCUCGAUUAAACGUUAAA
Mizuhopecten yessoensis (Yesso scallop) is the source of this 2332-nucleotide messenger RNA. Its product is annotated as ADP-ribosylation factor-like. Gene Ontology annotation, biological process: vesicle-mediated transport; intracellular protein transport. Gene Ontology annotation, cellular component: cytoplasm. NCBI's taxonomy places the organism in Eukaryota, Metazoa, Mollusca, Bivalvia, Pectinida, Pectinidae. Gene Ontology annotation, molecular function: GTPase activity; GTP binding. The record is from RefSeq and is a predicted model, not a curated record. Bases 713 to 1276 code for a protein of 187 amino acids. The transcript has 4 exons.